AAUCUUCAUAUGUUGACAGAUCUGUAUCUGUCAAUGAUCAUAAUCUCAAUAUUGAAUUGUUGAUUGAGAACUUGAGAGAUGUGAUAAUGAAGAAAUUACUCAUAUCAUGUAUAACUGAGUCUCUCAUGUCUCUCUCUACUCUCUUUGUUUCUUUCUCUGUCACUUCUUCUCAAUCUUCUACAUCUGCUUCUGUAUCUGAUUCUCUCACUCUUACUAUAUCUGUUUUCAUGAUUCUCACUCUCACUACUUCUGCUCUCUCUGCUUCUACUGUCUCUGCUUUUAUUAUUAGCUCUUCCUAUUUCAAGAAGAUAUUGUAUAGACUUAAUGAAUUAUAUACCUGUGUUUUCAGAAAUGAGAAUGUGAAUAUCAUACUCUUUUACACUCAUGAGU
Messenger RNA from Blastomyces gilchristii SLH14081, 390 nucleotides. RefSeq lists its product as uncharacterized. The annotation marks the transcript as partial. Lineage: Eukaryota; Fungi; Ascomycota; Eurotiomycetes; Onygenales; Ajellomycetaceae. The transcript is spliced from 2 exons. The record is from RefSeq and is a predicted model, not a curated record.